Molecule: messenger RNA, 1157 nt
Organism: Rhododendron vialii
Lineage: Eukaryota; Viridiplantae; Streptophyta; Magnoliopsida; Ericales; Ericaceae
Exons: 6
Coding region: 226-855 (209 amino acids)
Molecular function (GO): protein binding
Source: RefSeq, a predicted model, not a curated record
AACCCUAAUUCAAAACCCACCCGCGACCCGACAGAAGAGAAGACAGGCUUUUUCCAUUUGGAUUGAAUCACUACCCUGUCCCUUCCGUUUCUUCAAUACGUCAUCGGAAAACCUCUCUCUCUCUCUCUCUCUCUCUCUCUCUCUAGAAAUCGAUACAACGCAAUUGCCUAGGAAUCCAGAUUUGCUGCAUUAUUAGGGUUUCGACUGCUUCAGAUAGUACACACGAUGUAUGCAGAUCGUGUGGAGAGUACAACGCGGAGGACCAUAAAGGAGCGUCUAUACGGUAACACCGGAGACGAUUCCGGCCGUCGAAGGCAGGUUACGGGCAAGAGGCAGAGGCAAGAUGAUGACAAGUGGGAACAUGAUCUUUACAAGGAUGGUCAACCCCAAGUGUCAAAUCGCAGUAUUGGUGUGAAAGAUCUUCGGUUCAAGCUCCAGAAGAAAAGCGUCCAGCAAGAAAAUCAAAGUGGAAAUGGAUCUGUUUCCGCCACAAGGGAUCUGCGUGAAAAGCUUUCUGGUGAGAUAUACUUGAAUCCAGUGAAAACUGAUAAUCCAACGCCGAAGCCUGUGCUUGGGGGGAGUAAACCUGUGAAGAAGACUGUUAUUGUUGAAGCCCCUGAACCAGAAACGAAAAAAGUUGCUAGUUCAAUUGCAAGGAAAAAGACUCAGCAAAAGGUUGAAUCCGUUGAUAGUUUUCUGCAGUCUCUUGGUCUGGAAAAGUACUCAAUUACAUUCCAAGCUGAGGAAGUUGACAUGACAGCGCUUGUGUACAUGACUGAUGAGGACCUAAAGGCUUUAGGAGUACCAAUGGGUCCAAGAAAGAAAAUAAUUUUGGCAUUGGAGACGAGAGUCUGAUAAAGGUUGCACUGCCUUUGUUUAAUCACCAUUCACCAGCCUAGUUUCAACUGGUACGACUGGGUGUAACUGUUAAUUUCCAGCUGUAUUUGGUGAGAGUGCCUUCUGCAAGCCCAUUGUUGGUGCUAUUCUCAAUAGAAAAUUCCUAGAGUGGGGAAGAAUAACUUUAAUCUGAUGAAUUUGACAGUUGCUUUGUUAUGGUAGUGUUGGUUUCUUUUCCAUCUGGGGCUGUACUUAAUUUUGGUUAUUGUUCCCUUCAAACACUAAUUUUGGUUAAUGUUGGUAUACCUUCUCUGGAUUUA